AUAACAUCGAAUUCCACCUUUUUCAGAUAUGUUUUGUGCUUCACCACGGAGCACGGACCACGGGUGCUUCACUGCUUUCACCUUCACCUAUACCUAAUAUUUAUUUGAUAAUAGUGGGGAAAAGCCAACAAAAUGUAGUUAAAUGCUAAACACUUAUAACAGUUUUUUUUGCCAAGUGGAUUAUUGGAUGAUCUUAUCAAUUGUGUUGUAUGUGAAGUGUAUAACAGGUUCGUUUUGAAAUCAGAAUAUUCCCAAGAAUUUAAAAAUGGUGAACAGCAAAACUGGCAUGUUUUGUUUGUAUUUUUAGGUUGUUGUAACUGGAUGUGGUGAGUCAUGGAUGAAAGCAGCGAAUCUUCCAAAACAUCGCCAAAGCCAUUAGCUUUUACAAUAGAUUUCAACAGUCCAAAAAACGUUGAUACCCAAAGACAAAAAGUCUUGGCAGAAAAACUUCAAAAAAGACAUAAACGGGGACAGUCAUUAUCUAAACUCGAUAAUUGCUCUGCAGCACAGCAACAGCACCAUACUUUAAGUGGAAAUGCACCACGGAAAUCCAGUUUCCAGUCCGAAGGCUAUUACUCAUCAGAUGAAAAACAAGACAAAAGUAAAAGCUCCAAAGAUAUGACACUUUGGUUACAACAUGUUAGUAACAAUAUGACUAGGUCAUUAACAGGUGAAAAUCUCGAAACGAUCAAAAGUCCUAAAGAAUUUGAGCUCAAACAUUCAUCUAGUUCUAGCUUUGAAUUGGACAUGUUUUCAUUUAGAACUAAAAAUCCAGGUGAGAGUACUUACAAACAUCAUUUGAGUCAAGAGUAUGAGAAAUUGCAUAUAGAAGACAAUAAUGAAAAAGAUGUAUUUGUUGAAGGUACUGAAUUUGAUUUUGACAAGUCUGAUACUGUUAGUGAUGCAGGAACUUAUACUUUAGAUGCUGAUAAUUAUUCUGAGGAUCAGAAAGCAAGAAUGAGUAUUGAUAGAGAUUUUAAUAUUGAGCAUGUAUCAGUACAGAAGAAGACUGAAGAAUAUAUAGAAAGUUUAUCUAAACCAGCAUAUAAACAAAUAAAAACUGAUAUGGAAAAGAUUGAUCCUCCAAAAGAUCUCGAUAUACUAACACAUUCUUCUAGAAGAAGAAAAGAACAUUUGAACCUAUUGAAACAAGUCAAAAAAGCAUCUUCCCCAAUAAUGUCCCCUACAGAAAACUUUUCAGUCACUCAGGAUAUUGAAAAAUGUCAAAAUGUCGGCAAUAGUGACUUCAAUCAAACAUUUACAAAAACAUCAACUCCAAGCUCAAAUGAAAAAUGUACUGAAGUAGAUAAAUCCCAUGAUCAAGGUUCAAUUAUCUCAGUAACAUCUAGUGGUGCUUUUAAAGCUAAAUGUCACAAGAAGCCCAAUUUCAAUUUGACAAAAUCUGAGGUACAAGUGCAGGCUUAUAUUGAUAAUAAAGCUUGUAGUAAUAACUCUAACAUAAAAGAGAGUGUAAAAGUUACUCAAAGUUAACAGCAAGUAUUAUCAAUGUUCAAAGUAUAGAAGUUAAAAGUACAUUAGAUAAUGACUGUUUAUGUGCUAAUCUAGUUCUGGGAAAAUUAUCUGAUUCACCAAAGUGUACUUCACCAGUAACAACAUUACCACCUAUGGUAGGAGGAAAAACAUCCCCAACAAAGAUUCCAUCCCCUAUACAUACUUUGUCUCACCCUAGAAGUAGAAAUAGCAUUAGUACAUUAGGUGCAGAAUUUUCUGACCAUAGCUUGGAUACAGACUUGAUCCUUAAGCCUACUCAAAACUAUAUAAAUUCAUUACAACAGCGCUUAUCAUUAGAUAGUGAUCCUGAUAGUGAUUAUGAUGUAAAAUAUGGUUUACAGCUAAAUAACACAGCACAUUUACUUAAACAGAAAACUUCACACAUAAGGCAUAACUCACUUGAUGAUAGAACCAUGAAUAAACUAGAACAUUUCCAAAAUAAGAACUUCAUGGGUAUUGAUCAAACAUACACAAACUUGUUCAAUCAAUAUUCCCACAAUAAGGUUAUGCAUAAAAUCCAGAAUUCACCAAACAAUUCGCCAAUAAGGCGCUCUAGUAGCUUCUCCACAAAGAACCAAUUUGAUUUACCAAAGAGUACUAACAUUCAAAAGAUAUCCAAUAUGACUUACUCACCUGCAAUUCAGAGAAAUGCUUCAGUUCAAAGAAGUUCUUCUACAGCAUGCAUGAAGCCUAACUAUAGAACUAAUCAAGCAACUAGUAUUACCAAUCAUACAAAAAUUGAUCGUAACCAAUUUGGAGAUACUGAAUCUAGUUCAGAGGAGGAUUUUGAUAAGAACAUUCAGAAGAAGAAGGACUUAUCAAAUACAUCAAGUACAAGGUCUAAUAGAGCAUUCAGUUUGAGAAGAGCUCAUGCAGAUGGUGAGAAUGCUCAGUUGAAUUACCUCAAUACCCCUCAAAUGAAACGAAAAGUCUUCCAACCUGAAAUGAAACAAGAGCGAGCUAUUUCCGUAGAUAGAAAACCAAUGAAAACUAAUGAGGUGCAGAGCAGAUACAUGUUAAACAUAAGCAAAAGAUCGACACCUCCGCCGCAAGCGAAAACGGAGGUGAAGAGUAGCACGACGAAAACACCACAGAGACCACAGAGUUUCACGCGAACAGACGCCAGCAGAUCCAGCAUGCGAACGAUUAAACCGACAACUACCACAACAGGUGGACCUGCUAAGACUAACAAGAAGCAAGGCAAAAAAUCAAAUAGUAGUACAAGUGGCGGAGGACCUCGCAGCAACUCCUCGCUUUCCAGCCGCGAAGUGGAAUUCCAAAAUUGGAAGAGACGGAAAAGCUACGACCCCAUGAAGGCAGCGGCAGAGGGCAAACGCCGCGAAGCGGCUGCACGAAAAUCUGUCCAACAGGACGUCCAAAACGGUUUACCUGGCAGGGAUAGUCAAAGUCAAGAAAGCUCACCCAGUCAUUCCGGUUCAGUGCAUAGGUCCCAGAUGUGAUAUUUGCUCCACCACAAUUGAUGAGGCUAUACUUCAGUGACUUUGCACUAACGUUUAUGAGCUUCCAUGGGACUGCAGCUCUGGAGCAACUGAUCAGCUCUGAAGAAGAGGAUUUGACUUUGUCUGCAGAUGAGGGCUUCAGCCCACCAACGCCUAGUCCGUGCGAGCUUAGCCCAGCAAGAGCGUCCCUAAGGAACGUAAUCUGGGAACGAAUACGACAUUAAUCAUGCAAAUAAGUCAAUAUUAUCGAACUUUUAUACGCAGGAACAAGGUUUGUGCACGGGAUACAUUCAUUCUAUCAGACUCCAGAUUAGUUUUAAAACAUUUGUCAUUUUGACUAUUAUAUUCUCUUUGGUCGCAUUCAUUACGAGUUGCUACUGAUGCGUUCAUUAGAGCUUUAUGGACAAUCACUUUACCGUACAUGCAAAAGCUAACAUUAACUUUGACAUACAAGUCAUUGAGCACUUAAAUGCUGAACAAUUUUUACUUGGGUUCAAAUGUUGGUUGUCAUUUCUCAUUCCCCUCAACCAAUUCCUACCUGUAUCGCAGCUCAGACCCUGUAGCUGACUUCUUGUGACUGACGUUUAAAACUCAUAAUUUGUCAAAUGAUCGCAGAAUUUAACUCCUUUGAGAGUGAGUGUAACAAUAGUGAUUUUAAAAUAAACGGAGAUUUUCCAAAGAACAAGAUAAGUGUGAUAUGGUUUCAAGAAGAAUAUGACUUACAUAGGAAAUUGAAAGGAAAUACCAAAUUUGACAAUUUCGUUCGUUGAACCGCUGCAAACCUAUAUCCAUUUACUACAGUAACAUAUUUGACUAAUAAAUAAUAAUAUUCUUAAUAAUUAAUGUAUUACUAUUAAGUAUGCAGGUUAUUAUCAAGUUCCGUUAUAGAUAAAUACUCUUAUAUGUUUGUUAGGAGUAGAACACUUUUCAAACAUAACUUGCUUGAGUUCUGCCAUGCUGAUGUUAAUUGUUGCUAUAUAGUUAGUAUACUUAAAAAUGGCAAAAAUGAUAAAAUUCUUGAAUCAUACAUAUUUGUGUUACCGAAAAACUAAAUGAGGGAAAAUGAAAAAUGGCCAAAAAGUAGGUGCUUAUUCACAUCCAUACACCACUGACGUCGUAAUGUGUACGAGAGAGAAGCGUGCAAUUCGUUUUUAGAAGCUACUCGUUGGCUAGCAACCCGAGUGACGAGGCCAUGGAUGCAACUGCGGCUUGCCGCGUUGCCACCGGCGCACUCUUUCUAACAUACAUUUUUCACGCUACUCGGUCUUCUAUCUCGUACACAUUACGACGUCAGCCAAAUUUGAACCUCACCGUAAACGUAAAAAUCCGUACACGUUCCACAAGUGAAACGGCGGGAAUGGAAGCUAGUGUCACAUAAGGUUAACGUUAAAGUUUACUUUUGCGAUGAGUAUCUAUCUUGUCUUUACGGCACUAGUAGGGCUACAUAAUGAUGAACGCGACCCUUAAUUUCCUGCAAAACUCAGUUGUACAAUGAGAAGAGUGUGAUUUGUCGUUUAUUUUCACGUUUUCAUAAAGUAAUACUUUUAGUGUAAACAUCUUUAUUUGAUUCUUAACUAUAUAAUAGGUUUUUCCAAGAUGACUAUCGAAGCCAAUUGGGUGCUUGUGUUAAACCUUUUGCUUUUUGAUUACAAUAUGGACCUCUAACGUCAUAUCAAAAGCAGAAUACCACAAUAAUUGUAAUUCGCAUUUUUGUUUGUAUCUGGUUGUACCUGCAAAACCAAUGUUUUCUGCGAAGUUUCAUAAACAAAACUGCAAAUAAGAUAUGCCCAUAUUACUGUAUAUUUAACAUAGUAGUGCCGUAUUAACAUGACAAAAGGUAGAGAUACGUGUGAAUAUCAACAGAGAGAUUAUUUAUAGCACUUAUGUUAUCACUAAUAUGUUGUACUGAAAUUAAACGAAAAGUAGGCUGUUAUGGGUAAUAAUCAGAAAAUUUGCCGAUCUGAAAAUAAAUGAAUAAGCUUAAAUGUGUAAUAUUUGUCCCAUUAUAUGUAUUUCUAAUUAUUAUGUUAUAAGAUGGAGCAUUAAUGAACUAGGUAUCUAUAAAGCGUCUGAAGAUUGCAGAGUGUUGUAGGCAUAUUUUCAAAGUAACAUUUUUAUUCAAAGCUGUCAUAUAUGAAACAUGAAAUAAAACAGCAUUACAGACUUUUUGUCACUGCCAUGUUAAACCAUGUUGGUUAACUACAUAUAGAAGUGUGGUCAUCCCUGUCCAAGACCUACGACUUUGCUCAGUUUCAGCCCUCUAAGUGCAAUCAUAUUUAAAGAGCGCGAAAACCGUCCUGAUUCACUUACGUUAAUAACCAUCUAUUAUACUCGUCCGUAGGCGCUUUUAAGAUCGAUUGUGUAUUGAUAAUCUAUCAUGUGAUUAACGUUGCCGUUUUGUAUUGUUUUCCACGUUCAAUCCAAACAUGCUUGUAUUAUUGUGACAGUACUGUGAUACAGUUAUUAGCAAAAUUGAUUUCUUAUUUAGACGUUUGAAGACAGGUAAUUUCAACAAGAACGACAUCCUUGAGCAGUAGUGUCUAACCACAGUAUUUUUGUCGAAGUGCGAAGUAAAUUAAUAGCCUAAUAUCCGACACUGCUAAUCGAACAAACUUGCAGAAAUGUGUUAUUGGUAUCUGUUGCUUUAAAAGUAAAAAAAAAGUUAAAUGAAUCAGCUGAUGUAACCUUUAUAUAUUUAGAAUCGACCAUACUGUUUUUGACUCUAAACAUACCAAUCACCAGUCAAAGAUUGGUUCUGAACUUUUGCAUUGAAGAUGAGCAAUCAUCUUUUCAGCUGUGGUAGAAAUAGGCACAAGCUCUGUCUCAGUGAAGUUGGCCCAACUAUCAAAACUGUUUUUUUAUGAAAUUUGUUAUAUAACAGGAAACGUAUUAAAAACUAAAAUGUAUUUCUAACAUACGAUAUUUCUAUUUAAUAUUAGCCUAGCAGCAAAUCACCACCGCGUUACAGUUGGCAGUCAUCUGGUGUAAAACUGUUCCAAAUUUUUUGGAGACGGGGUCGCAGUUCUGGAACGGUUCUUGCUGGAUUCGAUCGGAGUUUUUUCUUCAUCAUAAGCCACAAGGUUUCAAUCGGUGAUAGAUCAGGAUCACCCGACGUCCAUUUAUUGUUUCCUAACAUCCAAUCUUUUACUUUUUUAGCCGUAUGGCAAGCGGCACCAUCUUGUUGCAAGAUACAUUCAUUAUUGUUUAAACGCAUUUGUUCAGUUUGGGGUAUUAAGUUAUUUUGAGACACAUCAGCAAUCAUAAUAAACGCUUCUUCUUUCGUUCUUAUGACUCGACUCCUACUAUCACCAAAGUAUACUUCAAAUCUGGCUUCAUCAGUCCAAAUAAUGGAGUCCCAUUGGCUUAGAGAUCAUAAUUUGUGUUCUUUGGCCCAAGCUAGUCUGUUUUUCUUCUGAAUAUUUUUCAGUAAGUGCUUCUCUUUUGCCUAGAACUACUGAAUUAAAAACGAAUAAUAAAAAAAUAAUUUAAGCUAAUCUUGUAAGUUUUAAAUCCCAGUUUUUGGGCAGCUCUGUGACAAGUUGCUCUUGAAAACUUCUUUGUGGUUGCCUGAUUCCAUAACAUUUUCAAUUCGUUAUAAUUAGCACGCCGAUUUUUCCUUGAUAAUUCGUUUUAAGGCUCUUAAGUUGGUAUUGGAAUAAUGCGGGCGACUUCCAGUUCUGGGUCUUUGAGCCACAGAUCCCGUGAUUUUGUACAAUUUAAUAAUAUUUCGAAUGUACACAUCGAUUUGUUAUACACUGUCAGCGAUUUGGGAAGCAUUUUCGCCUUUUAAUUGCAAGUGAAUGAUCACUUUUUUCAUUUCGUCAGAAACAGCUUUACCACGAGCUAUUUCUAAUUGUUAACUACAACACGAAUUCAUUGAAAGUUGAUUUAAACAUCAAAAAUCAGCCUCUUAGCAACGUAAAAUGUUAUCAUUUGUUUUACAAAACCUACCUUUAUUUUAUCGAAGCGAAUAAACAGACCAUUCAACUUCAGUUGUCUCCAUCAUGUAUUUUGCUAUACACAAAUCAUUUUGCAGAGAAGACAAUUUCGUAAUGAAAACGCUUUGAAAUAGCUGCGUCUGUUUUGUUAUCGUCCCAUAAACAUUUAAAGAAACUAAAAAUAUUAUAUUUGAAAUAUAAUUUUAAGUAGCCCUCAAAUAAAUUCACAAAUAUGUUUUGGGGCGUUGGGCCAACUUCACUGACACAGGGCUCGUAUUCAUUAAGUGUUGGUAUGUUUUGUGUUUGGCUCUCUCAGCUUUUCCAUUAUCGUUUUUUCGAUUAAUAACCGUAAGAAUGAACGUCACAGAUCUUUCAAAAAUUCGAAAUACUAACAUCACAUCGAUCUGUUUUUUCAAUUUAAACGUUGCUGCAAGUUAAAAAUAGAAUAAUCUUCCGUCAUACGGCACAAACAUGAUAUGAUUGAAAUGUCUGGAUAUGUGGUAACAUCUUUUAGUUAGACUUUACCGUCAUAGAAGUUGUUUUUUUACAUGUCACACCACAAUCUAGAAUAUUUUUAUUCGUAAAACAACUGUUUUCAGCAUAUUAUUUAGCUAACAGUUUUUUUUUCAAGAGUAUCCAUUACCUUUGGACGUCUACUGAGGUGAACGCUUGAUAAAAAAGUGACAACUUUGUAUUAAAUGCAGAAAUAAUGUUCCAAGAGACUUUGAUGUUGUGAAGUAAUAAAUCAGGUGUGAAUCAGGUAAAACUCAGGAUCAACUCCAGAUCUGUGUAUACCUAACAUAGUUAAAAAGCGUUUAUCUUGUUUUAUUCCUACCUGACUUGAAAUAUAGUCAUGAUCAUUAGCAUUCAUCUUGCUUGUAGCAUUUUUUCUUGUGUGAAUGAAUGAAUCAUGAAAUUUGAGGCAUUCCGACCACCAUGAGGAGCCAGGGCAUAGGCCGCUUAAACGGACCCUUAUGAACCUCUACAUUCCUUAGACAUCAAGCCUCGCUUUUCUAGCGAAGUUGAGUAUGGCCUUGAGUUCAAGCUCCUUGACGUCUUGAGGAUCCAAAGUAAUGGACCCCAGUAUAGUCUGCCUGUAGUAGCUCAGAGCAGAACGACACAGAACGUGCACCGAGGUCUCUUCCUCUACCUCGCAGCGCUCUCAAGGGAUCCUCAGCCAACCCCAUCACGUGCAGGUGGCGCUUUAACGUGUUAUGGCCAGACACAGUCCCACCUGCAACCUUAGGUUGGCGUUGGCGUUAUCCAAACAUAAGCAGAAAAGUCCAUUCUUAGAGCUAGGCCCUACAAUGAGUUCCCGUGCCUGACGGAGAUUUCUGGAGAUACUUCCCCAUUUCUGAGAGUGGUGUCUUGUAAUCCACUUCUCCAUUUUCCCCCUAACUCUUUGCGCUUCUUGUGUGCUAAGUAACUUUUUGUUAGUAAGUAUGAAUCCAUCGCGUACAAAAGACCGCAACAAAAUACUCUAGCGUUGAUAGAUUCGUCAGAUAUGUGGUAUUUUCAAAUGUCAAGAUAAUCAGCUGUUAUUUCUCUCGUUUGACGUAAUGGAUUCUCGUGAGAAAGACUAUAUAUUCCAUAUACUAUACAUCACCCCAUAUUAGUUUGUCCAUUCGCGUUAUAUGUUAAAUUUUAUAGUUAUUUGAGUUUGAUCAGUUUGUUCAACACUAUUUUUCUUGUUUUUACUAUUUUGUAUUCAACAAACUCUUCAAACCUAAAAACUACACAAUUGCUGUUAUUUUUUCUCAGUGAAUGUAGUGUAGUUUAAAAUCAUGAGUUUAAAAAGAAUUAUCACGUUUCCUUGGCGUUAAAUUUGUACAAAGUAUAUAUUACCUAUUUUUAACAGAAUGUGAUUUUACAAUCUGAGAUUAAAUAUGUGCAAAUACUUUAGAAUGUUAGAUUUAGUUGAAUCUGUUAGGCUUGUUAUUUAACAUUUAUUAUUGAUCAUUUUUAUGUGGUUUGUUUUUGAGCAACACUAUUAAAUUUGACAGUAAUCUUGUAUUGAUUAUAAAUAUAUAUGAACUAUUUUCUAUGUGAAUCUGUUUUACUAUAUUUGCUUUAUAAAUGCAUUCAAAUUUUAAUAGACUAAUUUGUCCACAAAAGAAACCCUUAUACACGUUUAAGAUAAAUCAUUAAGACACCUUGGAAACCAAAUCCGCAUGGUGGCAACACAAGUACCAAAUGCUCACUGUUCUGCGAACACGCUAUCCAUCAUGGUGCGAUAAAGCAACGUUGCCUGAACGAUCUAUAUAUGUUUGUGUCGACAAAAAAAUAUUCGACGGGUCAAUCCAGCAGUCUUCUGUUGUUUCUUCAGGUAGAACCACUGGCCUAGCGUUAAUCUGAUAACGUGCUUCCGAUACUCUCACAUCCCUUGUCGAGCCGGUAGGUCGAAAAUGUUACUUGACCAAGUUUGUUUGUUUGUUUUAAGAUUUAUUUAGCAUGAUUGCUACAAUUGCAUUCUUUUAAAAAAGUAGAACAAUUCCGUAACAUACAGAUAUUUAUAAAAACAAAAUUUACAUCUAUAAGAAUUUUCACUGUUCAUGAAAUAUUCCUUAAAUUUACUUUUAAACAUCUUUAAAUUACAAGUAGGCUUUAUAUCAUUAUUUAGUUUAUUAAAUUCAAGUAAUCCUUUAUGAAAUAUUUAUUUGCU
Acanthoscelides obtectus is the source of this 9572-nucleotide messenger RNA. NCBI's taxonomy places the organism in Eukaryota, Metazoa, Arthropoda, Insecta, Coleoptera, Chrysomelidae. The record is from the annotation of a GenBank genome assembly.